GCCAGAGGCGGGGAGGUGCGGCGCGAGCGUGCGGACGGGAGCGGUGUGGUGACGCGGAACGCCGCCGCACUGCGGCACCAGUGUGAGGGAGGUCCGACAUGCGUCAAUCGGCGGUCUAAGGGGGCGGCGAUGGCCGAAGCGAUCUCGGCCGGGGCGCCGGCGGUCGAGGCCGUUCUGGCCGAACCGUCGACGGCUGCGCUCGCCAGCAGUGAGCCGGCCCGGCCGCCGAUGCAGACCACUGUCUCCCGUUUUGUCAACGCUGUGCCCAAGCUGGAGAGAAAGCACAGUAGCGGGGACCUGCACAGUCGUCUGAAGACGCGGAAGGUGCUGGGCGUCGGAGCGACAGACAACGGCGAUGUCCAUCGGUCAAAGAUCUCGCAGGUGCUCGGCCAUAACGAGCACCUGUACGUGCGCUUUCCGCGCGGCCUGCUUGGCUGGUACCUGAUGCUGACCUGCGGUUUGGGUCUGCACGGCGGCCUGCUGGUGGUCAGCCCGGCCUGGGCCGCCCAGCUGCAGCUGCUGGCCGUCACCCAGCAGGACGCGCCGGCGCUGGCGCUGGUCAGCAGGGGCUACGGCAUCACGCUAAUAGGUCUGAGCCACCUGCUGUACGCGGUGUACGCCACCUCGGACAAGGUUAUCAUCCGCAGCGGCUUGGGCGUGCUCAUCCUGACGGACGCCUGCGCGUUCGGCACUCAGCUGACCUCGAUCUUCCAGACGGGUGACUGGGGCCGCUGGAGUCUGGUGCACCUGGCACUGCGCGGCCUUUCCGCCGGCGUCUCGCUGCUCUACCUAAAUCUCAGCCGUAACUACUACGCCGGCGUGCGGAAGUCGCCCACGCUGGCCGCUGCUGCCGCCACCGCCACCGCCGCCGCCGACGGCGUGGACGCCAGGAAGAAGUCGCUGUAGGCACGUCGCGCGGGCCGUUGCUACAGCGGCUGGGCGGUGGAUUGGGGCGGCGGACCGCCACUCGGGCCGGCAGGCUGGGGUGGCGGACGGGCCAACCCCGGCCGCUGUGGCUCGUGAGGCGGACUGGAGCGCUUACGAACCUGCCACGCCUGGCGAAGUGGAGCUCGCAUGCGCCGCCGUCAAGUGCAGAGGACUGCGAGCGCGGCGCGGGAUGAAAGGCUUGAGCGGACGCGCCGGCGGCGGUCCAGAUGCCGUGAGGUCGGGACGGAGCCGCGGCCGGCGGUCGUCCCCCGAUAGUUAGGAGUGUUGUGUGGACGCGUCCUGAGGACGGAUCGCCGCAACCAGCCACUGCAGGCGGACGUGGCGUGUUUCCGGCGGCGGUGUGGCCCCUAGUGAAGCGGUUCAGGUGUCACUUGGCCAGGCCAGCUGAGGUGUGGUGUAGUGGACUGUUGCUGUACUGGACUGCACGGUGAUUUGGUUCUUGUAACGCGAUUAGACACGACUGCUAAGCCACGUGGAAAGCGACGCAGCGGCGCGUGCGACACCUGCCGUUGGGGGCCGUGACCUACGGUAAGGGGUGUGAGCCGUGCGUUCGAAUGCCCGGCUAGUGUGGGUGACCGACGAUGGAGCGUCCCAGUCCGGACGCUGCCAGUAGGGACGGCACGCGCCUCCGCCGGCGAGCAGAGCACGGUAUUUUUGCAGCCUCGCGCGCCCCUCCUCGACGUGUCAGCUCCCCCACGUGGUUGUGUAACCCGUUGGUGGACGCGAGAUCUUCGCGCCCGGCCGGCUAUCUCGUCCGAUGACGUCAAGUGUUGCCUCCAUGUCUAUAGGCGAGCAAACGGAGUCAUGUCCGACGUUUGUCAGCCCCAGUGCAUACGUCCUUUCCCGGCCACCGACCCGGCCGGUGCACGAGGGCCGACGUCUGGCUGUGCCGGUGCGUGGGAGGUCGGACGGGCCCGGGGUCUGCCCGCGGCCCAGUGAGCCCUGGCCGGCGGCUGGCUGUGCCGGUGCGUGGGAUGGGGGGUCAGAUGGGCCCGGGGCCUGCCCGCGGCCCAGUGAGCCCUGGCCGGCGGCUGGCUGUGCCGGUGCGUGGGGGGUCGGGUGGGCCCGGGACCUGCCCGCGGCCCAGUGAGCCCUGGCCGGCGUCUGGCUGUGCCGGUGCGUGGAGGGUCGGGUGGGCCCGGGGCCUGCCCGCGGCCCAGUGAGCCCUGGCCGGCGGCUGGCUGUGCCGGUGCGUGGGGGGUCGGGUGGGCCCGGGGCCUGCCCGCGGCCCAGUGAGCCCUGACCGGCGGCUGGAGCCCCGGACGCUGCGGUGGCGCGCGGAGGAGUGACCUGAGCCCACUCACGCCGCCGGCGCGACGCUCCGUCGCAGGCGCGACGCUCCGUCGCAGGCGCGACGCUCCGUGCGCCGACACAUACGCAGACGAAACUGGGUAAUCUGUAGAAAGUCAAGUUGUGCAAUGUCCAAGGUAUGGCAUUAUUGUAUCACCAGGUUUUGUUUCGCAUGCAGCGUGCAGCGUGUUGUCCUAGGCGCGUGCACGCUAGAAAGCAAACAUUUUCAUUUUAGCCUAGAAAAUGUUGGUGAGUUAUUGGCGUAUUUGUUGAAGCUUUUUUCGCGUAGUAAGGCUGGACUGAAGUUUUCCACGUCUGUCAUGCAAGUCCAGCGCCGCUGGAGCCAUGUGCUCGGUGUUGGUCCCUUAUUCACUGGAAUCGGUGCAGCACGCCCUGAUGGUUGUAAUGGGAUGAGCUGUCGCUGGCUCCGUUGUACGCUCACCUUCGGCCCUGUGUGACAAUGCCCGGAAACCUCAGCACCACCACCGAACACUCGCCAACAAUACCGUUAACGACAAAUGUUGUUAUUUGACGUCUGUUUUGGCAUUAUGAUAAUUUAAGCGAGUGAGGUGUCGUAUAUAUACUUUUCAUGUAGACCGAGUGGAAACACUUGUGCUUUGUGUUCUACUGUGUAGCCAUUUAAUGGUCAUUGCUUCAGCUGCGUGGGGCCAGAAAGCUACUGCAUGUACAUGUCUGUACUAGCAAUGACGGUGUGCUUUAAACAGCACUGCGUCUCUUCUCGUGCGAUGAAAGUGAAAUUCGGUGUGAAAUGCCACAAGCACUUCAACUAUGCGGUACUCGCAUGUCUUGCAGUUCCUUGAGAACUCAUCUUUUGGCUGUUCCCUUUCCUUUCAACCUCCUGUUGACCGUUGUUGUGUUGGACGAAAAUAAAAUGGAUGUGUUUCG
This is a messenger RNA of Pollicipes pollicipes, 3144 nucleotides long. RefSeq names its product tumor protein p53-inducible protein 11. The record is from RefSeq and is a predicted model, not a curated record. The transcript has 6 exons. Bases 130 to 906 code for a protein of 258 amino acids. NCBI's taxonomy places the organism in Eukaryota, Metazoa, Arthropoda, Thecostraca, Pollicipedomorpha, Pollicipedidae.